AUGACCGCCAAUCGAGUCAAGGUACGCCUUGUCCCCGGAUGCUCCGACGGCGAUCCUCUCCAUGUCCCUCCUCCGGGAGCUCAUACCCAGCUUGAUCCACCGACUCUUUACCUCGAGAAGAUCGGCCAGCAAUGGAUGGAGAGUCGAGGUGAAGCUAAGCCGGGUGUGCAAUACAUCCUGGAAGACCUGCCCUUUGGCUACACCCUUUGGCAUCGUCCACGACCAUCCAAACCAAGCCAUUUCGACAAGUACCUGUAUGGCCAUCCUGGAAAGAAAGCAUUCGACUCGCCGAACAGAUUCUUUCCACAUUUUCUGCAUCUGAUGAACAACAACGGCAACAGCAUUGGGUGUCCAUGUACGCUCUGCAGCGGAAGCGCUGGCGUGCUUCCGAAGACCUCAGCCAACAGCUCGCAAGUACGCAGCUCCAGCGCGGCGUCUUCACGGAAGUCAUCCAAUUCAUCUAUUCCCAUGCAAAGCCGGCCUUCCAGUGCUCACAGCGCCAAACAACUGCCGGUCGCACUGCCGCCUAGUCUGGCACCACAGCAUAAAGGUCGGCCAAAGAAGAUAACUCCGGGUCUCGACACGACGAACGUGGACAGUGAGGGCACUCCCGACGUCUACAGGAAUCUCAUCGAUAAGCUUCGCCGGCAUCGCGAUGUAGACGAACCCAUCCUCGAGCCACUGAGCCCAGACUGGCGCGCGGAACAAGACCAUCUUCGAAAGUUCCUCAACGAUAUAAAGACACAAGACCAAUGGGUUCCGCGAACUGGAGACAUUGUCCUGUACAUACGCAACAUGCCUGAUACAGUGGAAUUGGUUCGAGACAACAGCACCGGCGAGCUUCAGCUGUACGAUGAGCGACGCAAGCAGCAUCUCGGUGCUCCACAAUGGGCGGCAGGUCUCGUUACUGAACCGGCUACAGGUACCACGGUCGCCGAACUCGUCGCCUCUACUCAGGAGCGCAAUGUAUCCAGCAUUGGUGUACGCGUCGAACCAAUUCCAAAUCCAAAUGAGUCGGACAAGUCGCUAUCUAAGAGACACAAGUACGUCUUGUUGCGACAGACAAGCCCGUUCAUGAUGUGGAGGGACCUCUUACGCCGUAUCCCCCAGGAAGAAUGGCAUGACACCGUUAAAAACGCCCUCGCGCUGAUGUCGACGCUAUCUCUUAUGGGCAAGUAUCGCUUUCGAGGGUCGUGGCCGAACGCGAGUAUAUACUGUCAUGGUAUCUACGUUGGCGCUGAGAUGCUUGCCGUGGGCGACACAGUACGACUCCUUCCCAACAAGCAAUCUGGGCAGUCUGGCUGCACGGAUGUCAUGAGCAUCAAGUCCAUCCGACUGAAAUGGACCAACCUAGACAAGGCGUCGGACAACGACUAUGACGAGGGGCGGCCGUACAAUUCCGAGAUAUGGAUCUACGGGUCAGCGUACACCAGCGACAGCUCGCGGUCUAACAAGCUGUGGGUGACGGAGCAUAAUGUCGAAGCCCCGCGAGUGGCCAACGACUAUGCAGACUGGUUUCCACUACACCCGGCCGACAAAGAGCUCGCCAUCCCCUACUCGCGCGUCCUCGGCCGCCUGCACGAGCGGGACGCUAUGGCAUACUUCCUUAAAUCCGAUCAUGAAGACCUUCCUGGACUCGAUGUCGGACGACACGCAGUGACCGAGGCACGUGCAUUUGCCCGCAAACACGACAAUCGCAUAGCAGCGGAGUCUGAUGCCACCUGGUACUGGGGAGACGACCGGGCCGACGCUCUAAAUCUCCACACCAUCAACGGUCUCGAUGUGUCUAGAUACGACCUCGACCGCGAUGUCAAAGAUCUCCGCCGCAAGUACCGCCAACUCGAUGGUAUCGCCAAAGGAGAUGCGAAGCCUACAGGUCAAGACAUACUCGACGGCAGGGGAUUGCGUACCUUCAUGGCGCCGGCUUUACCACUCCGCACCAGCGGCGCGAAGGCACCAAGCGAAAGCGGAAGCUCGAUGGCAAGCGAAAGCCAUGCGUCCCGAAAGCGCACGCAUAUUGUUGACUUGGACGAUGAGGACGACACCGAGGAGGACGACAUCGACGAAGAGAUUAGGGAGCACACCAAAGUCGUGGCGGAAGACGGCGAACGUCCGAAGAAGAAGCCGAAAGUCAUGGUAGUCAUUGACUGA
Molecule: messenger RNA, 2151 nt
Organism: Alternaria hordeiaustralica
Lineage: Eukaryota; Fungi; Ascomycota; Dothideomycetes; Pleosporales; Pleosporaceae
Exons: 1
Coding region: 1-2151 (716 amino acids)
Biological process (GO): silent mating-type cassette heterochromatin formation
Cellular component (GO): SHREC complex; rDNA heterochromatin
Source: RefSeq, a predicted model, not a curated record